Molecule: messenger RNA, 1854 nt
Organism: Acyrthosiphon pisum (pea aphid)
Lineage: Eukaryota; Metazoa; Arthropoda; Insecta; Hemiptera; Aphididae
Product: zinc finger protein ush-like
Exons: 2
Coding region: 222-1076 (284 amino acids)
Biological process (GO): heart development; cell differentiation; positive regulation of transcription by RNA polymerase II
Cellular component (GO): nucleus
Molecular function (GO): RNA polymerase II-specific DNA-binding transcription factor binding
Source: RefSeq, a predicted model, not a curated record
CUUUGGAUAAACACAUGUUUGGUUAAUUAUUGAUGGUCCCCGAAAUUUUCCAAAUUCCGAAUAUGUGGUCCUCAAAAAUGUAAUUUAAUUGGGAAUUCUUGAUAUAGUGAUAUAUACAUACACCUCUUAGAGGUCUAGAGUAAGACCCGGGACGAUGCCUAUACUGCAGCAGACGACAGUACAAAAUUGACCCAUUAGAGUACCCUACCUACUUAUAUAAUAUGACGUGUUCAAUUAUGUGCUUAAUCCGCAAACGUUUUCCGCAGAUGACCGUCGACGGAACACAUCACCAUCAGUGUCAGCCGGCCAACUGUUGGAAGUGUCCAGUGUGCAGCGCCGUGUGCACGAGCGCGUCGGCCGCUCAGAAACAUUUGGACAACCACAACGGUAUAAGGGCGUUCGUGUGCACCAUCUGCCAGUACAAGGGCAACACGCUUAGGGGUCUCAGAACGCACAUCCGCAUGCACUUCAACAAGCGGAUGAUUCCGGAUCUCAUGGAAGAAGAUUACGUGACGUGUUUGAUCGACGAGAACUCGGCGUCAUCGAUGGUCGAUGGACGCGCCAAAACGCCGACCACUUUGGAUUCCGCGGACAAGCCGUCUGCGCCGUCCACCGUUCUUAUCAAGACGGCCUCAGCCGUGGCCUCGUCGUCAUCGUUGUCGCCGUCGCCGUCGUCGUCUUCGUCAUCCACAGCCGCGGCCGCAACCGUCAUAGUGGACGAUGAGCCAAAAGAAUUGGUAGUCGUCAAGCAGGAACCGAUCAACGGCAUGGCCGCACCGCCGACGAUGGAAGAAUUGGCCACAGGCGCCUACCGUCGGCAGCAGCACGAACUUCCGGCCACUGCGUCUGACGAACUGCUGCAGCAACAGCUCCCGCCACCGCCGCCGACGCCGCAGCUGCAGAUGCAGACUGCCGGUGGCAACAAGCGGACCGGCAUGACCGCGAAAUACUGCAAGGCGUGCGACAUAUCGUUCAACUAUCUGUCCACGUUCAUUGCGCACAAAAAGUACUACUGCCGGAACAGCACAGAAUACAAGUGCAACACGGAAAACGCCAAGACGGCGACCGUCACUUAGGUGGCAUGUAACGCGCCUCCGACCGAUAAAUCGUACGAUUGUCGUACUACACUUUUAUUAUUAUUAUUAUCAUUAUUAUUAUUUUUAUUAAUUAUUAUUAUUAUAUUAUCAUUUAUUAUUUUAUUUGAACGUAUAUGCUUACAACUCGCCGACGAUCGCGAUCCUAUAAAAUAUAAUAUAUUAUAAUAUUGUUAUAUUAUACCUAUACAUAAUAAUAAUAUAACGACGACGUUGACGAACAACCUGUUGCAAACUGUACCUAUAUAAACGGUUAUUAUACUUUAAGACGACGACUCUAUUAUUCUUCGUAUACAUCCCCUCAUUUUGCGAUUAUAUUAACUAUUAUUAUUAUUAUUAUUAUGAUUAUGAUGAUGAUAAUGUUAUCAUGAUUAUUAUUAUCUAUGUUUACUAUAAUAUUUAAAUAUUAUAAUAUUUCGUUUACAUAUUAUGUGUCAGAACGAUUCGUUUAUGUAAUACGAUGUAAUAUUAUGUUAGAAUCGAUCAUGUUUUAAUAUUUUAUAAUUUUUUUUUUAAAUAUAAAUAAUUAAAGAAUUUAAAGAUUUAUCAUUUCCAAACGUUGUUUUCAUAUUAUAUUGUGUUUAUUUUGUUUCUUUAUUUGCUAUUAUUUGCAUUAUUAUUAUAUUAUUAUUAUUAUUAUUUUAUUUCAUCAUUAUUUUUAUUAUUUUUAGUUAAUAUUGUUCAGAGUAAUCAACAACUAUAUUUCUAACAUUUAUUAUCAUUAUGACUAUAAUAUAAUAUCAUUAUUAUUAUUAUUAUU